Messenger RNA from Episyrphus balteatus (marmalade hoverfly), 1068 nucleotides. It is a transcript of the gene CIA30, whose product is annotated as complex I intermediate-associated protein 30, mitochondrial. The record is from RefSeq and is a predicted model, not a curated record. Lineage: Eukaryota; Metazoa; Arthropoda; Insecta; Diptera; Syrphidae. Gene Ontology annotation, cellular component: mitochondrion. The transcript has 4 exons. Gene Ontology annotation, biological process: mitochondrial respiratory chain complex I assembly; mitochondrial electron transport, NADH to ubiquinone. The coding region runs from base 95 to 1027 and encodes 310 amino acids.
UGCAGAAUCCCAUGUCAUAACACUAGAUCCUUCAUUUAAAAUUUUAUUCGAAAAACAAAUUAAAAACUGCAAAUGAGUAUUUAAUAAAUUAAAAAUGUGUAGUUUAAUACGAACGAUAUCACAUACAAGAUUAUGUACCACCACCUACACCAAUCUACAAAAAUCACUACAAAUUUGCGGCCUACAACCAAACAAUUCUAUCCACACAACUCAAGUCCUAUCCGAAUUUUGGGAACGUGAAAAGAAAGGUGGUUACCGAACCGAAUUACCACUACCAUCGAAAAAACAACUUAUUCUCGAUGGGUUAAAGGAAUUAAAGCAAGAAAUUUCUCUAUGGAAAGAUGAAAUGAAAGAAAAAUUGGAAAGUGAUCCAAUGUUGGUAUUUCGACCAGGUGAAACCGAUGUUGUUUUCAAAUUUCAAAACGACCAAGAUCUAGACAAAUGGGUUGUCACCACUGACAGUGACCAUAACGAGGGCAAAAGUUCUGCCAAGCUAGAGAUAAGCGAUGCAAGUGCCGGACUCUUUCAUGGUUAUGUUAAUGGUGAUGUUGUCAAAGAUGGAAAGAUCAAAAGAACUGGAUAUGCCAAUAUACGAACCAAGAGAGUUAGGAAAUCUUUCAAACGAGAAUCAACUUACGAUUGGACGCAAUACAAUAUGCUUGUGCUAAAAGUAAGAGGAGAUGGUCGAUCAUAUCUCAUCAAUUUGCACUGUGAAGGAUACUUUGACCUGCUGUGGAAUGAUGUCUAUCACUAUGUGCUGUACACUAGAGGUGGCCCUCAUUGGCAAACUGUUCGGAUACCAUUUUCAAAAUUCUUUUAUGCUUCCAAAGGACGCGUUCAAGAUAGACAAAGUGCAAUUGUCCUCAAUCGGGUAACACAUUUGGGUUUCUCAGUCGGUGCUAGAGCCGGUUGUGAUGGUCCAUUUAGUUUAGAAAUAAACUAUGUCGGAUUGGAGUUUGAUCCUAGUCAUACGGAAGAUUUUGCCUAUGAAAUGUACAAAACGGACAAGUAUGUUGUUGCAACAUAGUUCAAAAAUCUAAAGUAUAAAGAAUAAAAUGCGAAGAAAAA